AUGCCUCAAUUCAUUUCCAAACUCAUUUUGCUGGCCCUUCUAUGGCCCAUGUCUAUACGGGCGAUCCCGCUUUCAGAGAGGACAUGCUCGACCAGCAAGGCAAUAUACUUCAUCACCAAUGAUGGCAACAAUGCUGUCGCUGCGGUACCGAUUGGCGAUGAUGGUACUCUCUCAGGUGGCACUGUGACCGAAACAUGUGGGAAAGGAGCCAAUUCUAUCGACGGCACUACAAACCAACCUGCUGCUCCGGACGCCCUCGUCAGUCAAAGCGCAGUGAGCGUUGCCGGACAGUACCUCUUCGCUGUUAAUGCCGGUUCGAAUACUCUCAGCAUGCUGUCCAUCGAUGCGCAGGAUCCCACAAAGUUGACAAUGGUGGGCGAACCCGCCAGCGUACCGGGUGAAUUCCCCAACACCCUUGCCGCCUCGAUGAAAAAUAAAAUAGUCUGUGUUGGAAGCACCGGAGCCAAAGCCGGAGUGUCUUGUUCGUCAUUCUCUCAGAAGGGACUGGGUAAGAUGGAUAGUCUGCGUGAAUUCAACAUUGGACAAAGUACGCCUCCUGUUGGGCCAACGAAUACUGUCUCCCAGGUUCUGUUUUCGAAUGAUGAAUCGACUCUCUUGACGAUGGUUAAAGGGGACCCCACAGUCAACAAUACCGGCUUUGUUGCGACGUUUCCUGUGAACCAGGCAUCUUUCCGUCGUCCAGCCAGCAUAUCCAUGGAUGGUACUCUCAGUUCGCCAUCAGGGACAGCAGUGCUCUUCGGAACCGAGCCGAUACCCGGCACCGAGAACUUCUUCGUGACGGAUGCCUCUUUUGGUGGCACGAUCCUUUCUCUCGAUCAAAAAGCUGGUCAGCUAUCUUUGAAGUCUAAACAAGCCAUUGGCGGUCAGAAAGCUACCUGCUGGACCACUAUCUCUCAAUCAUCCAAGAGUGCCUUCGUGACAGAUGUUCAAGUUAACCACAUUGUCGAGAUGAGUCUCGAUAAUGCCAGGAUUAUCAAAGAAUACGACACAUCAAGCGUCAAUGCUGGACCAGGGUUCAUUGACCUUGCGGCAGCUGGCAAUUUCGUCUACGCUCUCUCGCCGGGAAAUGGCACAUCAGAAGCAAACGUAGUCGUCAUGGACGUAUCCGGAGGACAGGGAAAAGCCAAGAUAAUACAGACCUUUGGACUUGGUGCUUUGGGUGCGGGGAAGAAUUCACAGGGUAUGGUUGCCAUUUAA
Messenger RNA from Paecilomyces variotii, 1218 nucleotides. RefSeq lists its product as hypothetical. Bases 1 to 1218 code for a protein of 405 amino acids. The record is from RefSeq and is a predicted model, not a curated record. The transcript has 2 exons. Lineage: Eukaryota; Fungi; Ascomycota; Eurotiomycetes; Eurotiales; Thermoascaceae. Gene Ontology annotation, molecular function: protein binding.